Messenger RNA from Prosopis cineraria, 1060 nucleotides. Its product is annotated as dihydrofolate reductase-like. The coding region runs from base 164 to 910 and encodes 248 amino acids. The transcript has 6 exons. The record is from RefSeq and is a predicted model, not a curated record. Lineage: Eukaryota; Viridiplantae; Streptophyta; Magnoliopsida; Fabales; Fabaceae.
UGCAACACCAUCCCGCCGGCGCCAUGUCAAAUGACUUCGACGGAGGUUGGUAGUUAGAUUGUUAAUAAAUAUAUGAAGGUAGGUGCCAGCCAGCAAGGUCCUCUUACAUUGGGAAUAAAGUCUGCCCAAGGGAGCUCCGAAUCUGAAACUGAGAGAGCCAAACAUGGAAGGUCAGAAUGCUAAGAAGAUGAAGAUACUAUGCCUCCAUGGAUUCAGGACCAGUGGAAGUUUCCUGAAAAAACAAAUCAGCAAGUGGGAUCCUUCUCUGUUUGAUCAAUUUGACCUGGUUUUUCCAGACGGUAAAUUUCCUGCCGGAGGAAAGUCUGACAUUGAAGGCAUAUUCCCUCCACCUUACUUUGAGUGGUUUCAAUUCAACAAGGACUUUACGGAGUACACUAACUUGGAGGAGUGUAUCUCAUACCUUUGCGAGUACAUCACAGCCAAUGGCCCCUUUGAUGGGUUUCUUGGCUUCUCCCAGGGCGCAACACUUUCAGCACUUCUGAUGGGUUACCAAGCACAGGGGAAGUUGCUAAAGGAGCAUCCACCCAUGAAAUUGUUUGUAUCAAUAUCAGGAUCCAAGUUCAGAGAUCCGAGCAUUUGUGAUGUUGCCUACAAGGACAACAUCAAGGUUAAAUCUGUCCACUUUAUUGGGGAAAAAGACUGGUUGAAACUGCCUUCAGAAGAACUAGCUACCGCUUUUGACAAUCCUCUUAUAAUAAGGCACCCUCAAGGUCACACCGUUCCAAGAUUAGAUGAAGUGGCCACAAGUCAGCUGCAGAACUGGAUCAAAGAAGUGUUCCAUUUCGCUUGCGGUUUGUCUGAUGGAACUCACGAAGAAAUGAAUGGAGAAAAGAAAUUGGAAGUGAAGGAUAGCAUCCUUGAACAAGCAAUUACCGCCAGUGAGGGUUAAAGCAAUGGGAAUCAGAAUUAAUAAGGAAGCUGACGUAGUAGAGGUGUCCCAAUUCUGAAUACAUGAAUUAACAGGACCGACACUCCACAGCUUUAGCACAAGUGAUUUUUAAAUAUUGAUCCGUAUUAAUAAAGGGUUUUUGGAAUGCUU